Molecule: messenger RNA, 213 nt
Organism: Protopolystoma xenopodis
Lineage: Eukaryota; Metazoa; Platyhelminthes; Monogenea; Polystomatidea; Polystomatidae
Source: the annotation of a GenBank genome assembly
AUGUCCUGCUCUGACGAUGUCCGUCACAUGACGGACGGAAACUCGGCAAGGAUUCUUCGUGGUCGCAUGGCGGUGCGCCGAGGGCCUAUUCGCACAAAUCGACAACCACAGCUCCAAGGCAACCCCCCACAGCCUCCGGUGGAACCAACCUACGAAUCCAUUCCACUCGCCUCUGCAAACGAAAGGAAAGGUACUCCUUCAUCAGUCUUUUAA